GAGGACCUCUGUUUCAGGCAACUGGAAAACCAAUACUGGCUCUGCCAUGUUGGAGCAAAUAGCUAUGUCAGAUAGGUACAAGCUAUGGGUGGACACUUGUUCAGAAAUUUUUGGUGGUUUGGACAUCUGUGCAGUAGAAGCUCUACAUGGCAAGGAUGGGCGUGACCACAUUAUUGAGGUAGUGGGAUCAUCCAUGCCUCUGAUUGGAGACCACCAAGAGGAAGAUAAGCAGCUGAUUGUGGAGCUGGUACUGUCACGCAUGGCCCAGGUCCUUCCUCGCACCCCCGUGCCCUCCCCUGUGCGCUCUGCCUCAGGACAGCAUGCCCAGGCUCAGUCAGCUCAAGCUGGACAGAGACAAGGCCCUCCAGCCCAACAGAGACCUCCACCCCAAGGAGGACCUCAGCAGCCGCCUCCAGGCUCCCAGCGCCCUCCGUCUCAGCAACGCCCCCCUCCCCAAGGCCAGCAACUCCCAGGCCUUACCCCACAACCCAGUGGUCCCGCAAUGGGCCAGCGUCUGCCCAGCCCCACCACCCAGCAGCCCCCACCACAGGCUCAGCAACGUCCUGCAGGGCAGCGCCAGCCUGGGCCUGGAGUCCAACAGUCUCGCCAGCAGGGGCCGCCCUCUGCUCCACAGUCCCCCCAGCCUCAGAGAGGGCCGAGCCCCAGUGGCGGAGGACAGCAGCAGUGGCAGCAAGGUUCCCCCCAGCAGCAGCGGCCCGCGGGGGCUGGCCUGACCAAGACAGCAUCUGGGGGCCUCUCAGGGCAACAGCAGCAGGCCCAGCAGGCCCAGCGCCCUCCAGUGGCUGGCGGUCAACCACGGCAGCAUCCACGGCAGGGUAGUCAAGGGGGCCUGACCCAGCAGCGCCCACCGGGAGCAGGAGCACAGCAGCAGCGCCCAGCACCACCUACUACCCAGCAGCCGAGGCCCAGUACUCAGGGGCAGGGUCCUGGUGGCCCAGGGCAACAAGGGAACCGCCCUCCACCAAGCCAAGGAAAGCCACAAGUUGCCCAGAAACCCAGUCAGGAUCUGCCUCCUCCACCCCAGCCCCAGCUGAACAAAUCCCAGUCUCUGACCAAUACCUUCCCCCUUGCAGAGGCACCGAUGCCGCGGGGCAGCCUUAGUCAGGAUGAAGUGCGUGCUGAGAGCAUCCGCAGCCUCCGACAGAGCUUCGCCAGCCUCUUCUCCGACUGAGAGUCUUCCCCUCUGUACUGCGACCCUUCACCUCCCCGGGCCUAGAUCCCUGCCUUCCCUGCCUUCUGAGACUCUGAACCCUGUGUCCCUUCACUGCUUCGACCCCCCCCCUGCCCCCCCAUGGGAACGCUCUUCCAAAACGAAUCGGUUUAUUUGUUUCUUUUUAAUCCCACCUUUUUUCUUUUGAGGAAUUUCGCCUCCCCUCCCCUCCAUUAAUGGCAACCAACCCCAUGGAAAGGGGGGAAGCGAUUCAUAUAUCCCUGGAGAUCCCUGGUAAAAGUUACGGCACCUGCUGCAAAUGGUCAGAGCUAGAAAAUGGGUUGAUAUUAAAUCCCCUGGAAUACUCAGGCUUUUGAGGCCUGAGGUCAUUCUGAAUGUAAAGACGGAUGGUUUGGUUUAAAAUUAAUUUGUAAUUAUUUAUUAGAUUUAUACAGCUGCGCAUUUCACACAUGUGACUCUGGGUGGCUUACUGUAUAUUGAAGAAAUUAUCUGUACAGAGCAAUUAUCUGGAGAGCGAGAGAGAGACAAACAGACAGACAUAUACAUGUGUGUGUGACAGACAGACAUAUACAUGUAUGUGUGACAGACAGACAAAUACGUUUGUGUGUGUGUGUGUGUGUGUGUGUGUGUGCACACAUCAAAACACAACCUUCUCUGCCCUAAAUGAAAUAGGAACUACACAAUGUUCUGGGCAGAAGGGUGUGUUUAUGUUCCUUUAAAAUCCUAAAUCUUCCCUCUGCCCCUAUCCUUUGUUCUGAGAACCUAUUUUUUUUUUUGCUCUGUUUUGUAUCCAUUUCUGCAGAAUAUACUAUCCCCAUGCAAAUUAAACCUGCCGAUUAUCAGAGAGCUUCCUUCCUUCCUUCCUUCCAUCAGGAUCUCCCUUUUUCAUCUGGAGGCUGCAGAUUUCUCAAGUCCACAUCUCUUCUAUAUAAAUAUGCAAACUUGACGCCUGGUUCUCUUCUCCCAGCCUAGAGGUCCCCAGGCUUGGGAAAAACGGGAGAGGAGAGGGGUCUCCAGGGAUCUCUGUACAUAGCAUGAGGGAGGGGACUUCUCCUGGGGCCCAUGUCUGUGUUUGUGGCCACAAAGAUGUCUAUGUUGCUGUUUGUGAAUAAGCCAGUCAAUUGCCACUUGCCCUUUGCACAAUCCUAUUGUCCCCCACUCCUUAGCUGCCCGCUUCCAACUCUUGUUGCCUUGGCUGCAGGUUCCGCCCCCCACUUCAGCAAUGUGCAACUUUCUUCCCAUGCGUUUUGGUAACCGUAUACUCGGCAAGCCUUAAUCUAGACACACACCUCCUUUCCAUCCUACCUCACACUGUUCCCCCCCCCCUACCCUCCUAGUAGCACUGCAGAAAACUCCCAGUCUGUCACUACACUGUAAGCUUCAGCAUCUUCUGAUCAUCAGGAAGGUGCUGGGCAGGGCCAAUGAGGUACUUUAUCCUCAAACCUUUUGCUAAUCUGGUUUAGAACCCAGUCGCCAUGGAGGAGAGACAAUUGGCCAAUGCUUUGAGUUUGUGGUGGAGAAUGCAGUUGUUUUUGUCAAGCCCAUUUCCUGUUCUUCCUCCCACUUGGCCAAUCAAAUCUAUCUGCUCUUCUCCCAAAACAGCCAUAGUACUGCCACUAUAGCCAAGGGAUGCUUUUGCUAUUUUGAUGACUGAAGAAAUAAAACUUCAUCCCCGAUGGACACACAAGGGGCUCACAUCUUAAAAGCAGAACUUGGUCCCCUCCCUUUUCCCCCUUGUAUAUAACUCAAAGAGAGAAACUCCCCACUCUAUUUUUGUGAUUCUCCUUUAUCCCUAAAGCUGUGUCAAUUACUCUUGUCCCCUUCUUUGAAAGAUCAUGGGGACAGUGCCACUUAACGCGUGAUGGUCUGAUAGCUGCAAAGUCGCGUGUUGUAGCUGUGUUGUGACAUGACGCUUUGAGCUGUGUUUGCAACUUAACUGUCAGGUUGGGAGGGGGGGGGAUGCAGCAGAGGCUCAAUUCCUGUGUAUUACACCCCAUUCUUUAGCCUCUUCUCCCUAGAGAUCUAUUCCUUUGCCACCAAGAGAUCUGGGAAGGACAAUUUAAAGUGCUAACUUGGUAUCUUUGUUAUUUAUUCUUGUCUGGAAAGUGCAUCCCCCUCGCACACUAUUUUUGUGGGAAUAGAGGCCUUUCCUAUUGCUGUGAUUCUGUCUCUGUGAA
Messenger RNA from Thamnophis sirtalis, 3369 nucleotides. NCBI's taxonomy places the organism in Eukaryota, Metazoa, Chordata, Lepidosauria, Squamata, Natricidae. The record is from RefSeq and is a predicted model, not a curated record.